Pundamilia nyererei is the source of this 9021-nucleotide messenger RNA. It is a transcript of the gene chd3, whose product is annotated as chromodomain helicase DNA binding protein 3. The transcript has 41 exons. NCBI's taxonomy places the organism in Eukaryota, Metazoa, Chordata, Actinopteri, Cichliformes, Cichlidae. Gene Ontology annotation, molecular function: histone binding; chromatin binding; DNA binding. Gene Ontology annotation, cellular component: nucleus; NuRD complex; chromatin. Gene Ontology annotation, biological process: chromatin remodeling. The coding region runs from base 125 to 6448 and encodes 2107 amino acids. The record is from RefSeq and is a predicted model, not a curated record.
GAGAAUAUAAGGUGGCCAUAUUUGAUAGAUUUGUGUCGGGGUCUGCAAUGCAGAAAGCGAGAGUUGUUGCGUGUGAUCUGGCAAGUGACAGUGACACCAGGACGGAUCCAAUGACAGGGAUAUAAUGUCCUCUCCUCUCCGGUCCUGUGAGGAAGACGAGGGCAUGGUGGUUAAUUCCGAGGGAGGAGAUUUUGAUGAAGAAGACGACGACGGGGACCUGGACGAGAACGCAAGCGACAUAAACUCGCCGGCGGCGCCUCGGGAAACUGCAACACCAGCCGCGCCAGAGGAAGAGGCAGAGCUAUCAGACAGAGAGGUCCCGUUGAGGAAGAAAGGCCGGCCGAAGAAGAAGAAGGACACAAAAAAGAAAGACAAGGAAGGGAAACCUGUCAAAGCAAAAAAACGCAAGAAGAUCGACAGUGAUGUAGAGAGAGACUCGGACAGAGAAAGAGACUACGGCGAGAACUCGGACAGCAUUGCCAGCGACUAUGGAUCUGGUGAGAAAAAGAAAAAGAAGAAACAUAAAGAAAGGAAAGAGAAGAAAACCAAGAAAAAGAAAAAAGACGAUGGGGAUCGAGACAGCAGUCAGGAGGAAACAACGAAGCAACCGUUAGAACAGAAGACCUCGGCGCAGCUGGCGAGGGAGUGGGGCCUGGAGGAUGUCGAUCACAUCUUCACAGAGGAGGACUACAGGGAGCUCACCAACUACAAAGCCUUCAGCCAGUUCAUGAGGUACGGCCUGCUCUCUGUUCUCACGUGGGUGGGUGACAUCAAGACAGCUAAACCUUCCCCAAUAGCCGCCGCUGCCAUCGCUGUUGCCGAGCAGGUCUCUGCAGCGACCGCCUCACCUGAACCGCCACCUCAGCCUCCACCUGUUAGAAAAGCCAAGACAAAAGAGGGCAAAGGUCCGGGUUACAAGAAGCGCAGUAAAAGUCCUCGAGUUCCAGACAAGAAAAAGGCUUCAGCCGUAGCCAAAGCUAAAAAGAUGGCACCCAUCCGUAUUAAAUUAUCACCUAUCAGUGCCAAGAGGAAGAAGAGCUGCUCGAGCGAGGAUAUGGAUGAGGACGAGUCUGAGCAGGAGGACUCCAGCGUUCACAGCUCCUCGGUUCGCUCUGACAGCUCUGGCCGAGUGAAGAAGAACAAGCGCGGACGGCCUGCCAAGAAGAAGAAGAAAAGUGAAGAGGAAGGGGAUGGCUACGAGACUGAUCACCAGGACUACUGUGAGGUGUGUCAGCAGGGCGGGGAGAUCAUCCUGUGCGACACCUGUCCUCGAGCGUACCACCUCGUCUGCCUUGAGCCUGAGCUGGACAAGGCCCCCGAGGGCAAGUGGAGCUGUCCCCAUUGUGAAAAAGAGGGAAUCCAGUGGGAAGCAAAAGACGAAGACUUUGAGGAUUUUGAGGAGGACAGCGAGGACAGAGUGAUAUCAGAGGUCGGCGUGAGGGUCGCCACUGGGGCGGAGGAGGAAGAUGACGACCACAUGGAGUUCUGUCGGGUGUGUAAAGACGGAGGUGAGCUGUUGUGCUGCGACACCUGUACGUCUUCCUACCACAUCCACUGUCUGAACCCGCCGUUGCCGGAGAUUCCCAACGGAGAGUGGCUGUGUCCACGAUGCACGUGUCCGCCAAUCAAGGGACGUGUCCAAAAGAUCCUCCACUGGCGAUGGGGUGAGCCUCCACCUCCCAUUCCUGUUCCACCCGCUCCCGACGCUCCACCCGAUGCCCCGCCACCGCCACCAAUGAAAGGCAGGGCAGAGAGGGAGUUCUUUGUAAAGCUGACCGGACAGUCCUACUGGCACUGCACCUGGAUCACUGAGCUGCAGCUGGAGAUCUUCCACUCGGUCAUGUAUAGAAACUACCAGAGGAAGACGGACAUGGACGAGCCUCCCAGCUUGGACUAUGGCUCGGGGGGAGAGGAUGAGAACGGAGUAGGAAAGAGCGAGAAGAGGAGGGCCAAAGACCCCCAGUAUGCCAUCAUGGAGGACAAAUACUACAGAUAUGGCAUCAAGCCCGAGUGGAUGAUGAUUCACCGGAUCAUCAAUCACAGUGUGGAUAAGAAGGGGAUAUACCACUACUUGGUCAAGUGGCGAGACCUCGCCUACGACCAGUGUACAUGGGAGAGAGACGACAUGGACAUCCCCGACUUUGCAAUUUACAAGGCCAGCUACUGGAAACACAGGGACGCCAUAAUGAAGGAGGACCCAGACAAACCCAGGAAGAUAAGGAACAAGAACUCAGAUGAGGGUGAAGAUGAGUCUCCAGGCUCACCACUCACUGAUCCUACAAUAAAAUACGAGGAGCAGCCGGACUUUGUGACGUCAACGGGCGGCACGCUACAUCUGUACCAACUGGAGGGCCUGAACUGGCUUCGGUUUUCCUGGGCUCAGGGCACUGACACCAUCCUGGCGGACGAGAUGGGGCUGGGAAAGACCAUCCAAACCAUCGUCUUCCUCUAUUCACUUUUCAAAGAGGGUCACACUAAGGGUCCAUUUCUAGUCAGCGCUCCACUCUCCACCAUCAUCAACUGGGAGAGGGAGUUUGAGAUGUGGGCCCCCGAUUUCUACGUGGUGACGUACACGGGAGACAAGGACAGCCGAGCCAUCAUCAGAGAGAACGAGUUCUCCUUUGAUGACACGGCCGUCAAGGGAGGAAAGAAGACCUUCAAACUGAGGCGAGAAGCUCCUAUUAAAUUCCACGUGCUGCUGACCUCCUACGAGCUGGUGACCAUCGACCAAACGGCGCUGAAGUCUAUUGACUGGGCCUGUCUGGUGGUGGAUGAAGCUCACCGCCUUAAGAACAACCAGUCCAAGUUCUUCAGGCGUCUGAACGACUACAAGAUCGACUACAAGCUUCUGCUCACAGGAACUCCGUUACAGAACAACCUGGAGGAGCUGUUUCACCUGCUCAACUUCCUCACACCUAACCGCUUCAAUAACCUCGAGGGCUUCCUAGAAGAGUUCGCUGACAUUUCCAAGGAGGACCAGAUCAAGAAGCUCCAUGACCUGCUGGGGCCUCACAUGUUGCGCAGACUGAAGGCCGACGUCUUCAAGAACAUGCCCGCCAAGACCGAGCUGAUUGUCAGAGUGGAGCUGAGCCCUAUGCAGAAGAAAUACUACAAGCUAAUUCUGACCAAAAACUUUGAAGCUCUAAACUCGAAAGGCGGAGGAAAUCAGGUCUCGCUGCUCAACAUCAUGAUGGACCUAAAGAAGUGCUGCAAUCAUCCCUACCUCUUCCCCGUUGCCUCAAUGGAAUCCCCGAAAACACCCAGCGGUGCUUAUGAAGGGUCAGCCCUCACUAAGGCCUCUGGGAAACUGACCCUGUUGCAGAAGAUGCUGAGGAAGCUGAAAGAGCAGGGACACCGAGUGCUGGUCUUCUCACAGAUGACUAAAAUGCUCGACUUACUUGAAGAUUUUCUGGAUUAUGAAGGUUACAAGUACGAGCGAAUUGAUGGAGGCAUCACGGGAGCGCUGAGGCAAGAAGCCAUCGACCGCUUUAACGCUCCGGGUGCUUGCCAGUUUUGCUUCUUGCUCUCCACCAGAGCCGGCGGUUUAGGCAUCAACCUGGCCACAGCGGACACUGUCAUCAUCUUCGACUCGGACUGGAAUCCUCAUAAUGACAUUCAGGCCUUCAGUCGAGCUCACCGCAUCGGACAGGCCAACAAGGUCAUGAUUUAUCGUUUCGUGACGCGAGCCAGCGUGGAGGAGCGUAUCACCCAGGUGGCCAAGAGGAAGAUGAUGCUGACCCACCUAGUGGUGCGCCCGGGUUUGGGAUCCAAGGCAGGCUCCAUGACCAAGCAGGAGCUGGACGACAUCCUCAAGUUUGGGACGGAGGAGCUCUUCAAGGACGAGGGGGAAGGCAUGAAGAACAGUUCAGGGGAUAAAGUUGAGGACGAGGGCAACGUCAUUCACUAUGACAGCACCGCCAUCGAGAGGCUGCUGGACCGAAGCCAAGACGAUACAGACGACUCGGAUGUCCAGAACAUGAACGAGUACCUCAGCUCCUUCAAAGUGGCCCAGUACAUGGUGCGAGAAGAAGAUAAGAUCGAGGAGAUUGAGCGGGAGAUAAUCAAACAGGAGGAGAACGUGGACCCAGAUUAUUGGGAGAAGCUUUUGCGGCAUCACUACGAACAGCAACAAGAGGAUCUGGCAAGCAAACUUGGUAAAGGAAAGAGGAACCGCAAGCCUGUCAACUACAAUGAUGCUGCACAGGAAGACCAAGAGUGGCAUGCUGACAUUUCAGAUAACCAGUCCGAGUACUCGGUGGGUUCUGAGGAGGAGGACGAGGACUUUGAUGAUCGGCCAGAAGGACGACGGCAAUCACGUCGGCAGUUGAGGAAUGACAAAGAUAAACCUCUGCCUCCUCUUCUGGCCAGGGUGGGAGGCAACCUUGAGGUUCUGGGCUUUAACACACGCCAGCGCAAAGCUUUCCUGAAUGCUGUAAUGCGCUGGGGGAUGCCAUCUCAGGAUGCGUUCUCUUCUCAGUGGCUUGUAAGAGACCUCAAAGGCAAGACUGAGAAAGAAUUCAAAGCUUACGUGUCUCUCUUCAUGCGCCACUUGUGCGAGCCCGUCGCUGAUGGAGCCGAGACGUUCGCCGAUGGCGUCCCAAGAGAAGGACUGUGUCGACAGCCAGUUCUCACACGUAUUGGCGUCAUGUCGCUCCUCAAGAAGAAGAUCCAGGAGUUUGAGCACAUCAACGGUCGGUGGAGUCUUCCAGAGCUCAAGUCUGAGGUUAGCAUAGACAAAUCCUCCUCCAGGGCCUCUUCUCCUGCGGUGAAAACCGCCACGCCCACCCCAGAUGCCAGCUAUAACAACACACCGUGCACCUCAAAGCCAGCGACCCCUGCUCCUGCAGAGAAGAUGGAAAAGAAUGGGAAGGAGGGAGAAAAGGAGGAGGACAAGGAGGACGUUGAGGCCCUUGUGGAAAAAGAGAAACUGAAGGAGAAGGACGAAAGGAAAGAGGUGGAUGGCAACAAAACUGCAGACCCUACAGAGCUUUCGUACUCCACAAAAGAAACAUCGCAACAUGUGUCUUCCGUUCAAAAACCUGAAAGCAAAGACGACAGCAACACGAAAGAGGACGAGAAGAAAGACACGAGCGAUAACCCAGCUGCCUCUACAGAGGAGAAGAAAGCACAGGAGGAGACUAAAGACGAGACUAAACACACAUCUAAGCAGGAUUCAGAAGUUAAAGAGGAGAAAUCAGAAGGAGAAAGGGUUGGGGAGGAGAAAGAGAAAGAAAAAGAAAAGCGGGAGGGAACACCUACCACAACGGAAACAACAGAUGCCAAGGAUAAGACCGAAGUGUCUGAUGUGAAGAAAGCAGAGGAGGUCAAGGGUGAAAAGGAUGCUGGAAAAGAAGUCAAAGCAGCGAAGGAGGAGGCGCCGAAGGGUAACGGGAAGCCCCCGACUGAGCGACCUCGCUUCAUGUUCAACAUCGCAGACGGUGGCUUCACUGAGCUGCACACUCUCUGGCAGAACGAGGAGCGGGCUGCCAUCUCUUCGGGGAAGAUGAACGAGAUCUGGCACCGCCGGCACGACUUCUGGCUGUUGGCGGGAAUUGUGAUUCACGGCUACGCUCGGUGGCAGGACAUCCAGAAUGAUCCCCAGUUCGCCAUCAUCAACGAGCCUUUCAAGACGCAGGCGAAUAAAGGCAACUUCCUGGAAAUGAAGAACAAGUUCCUGGCUCGGCGCUUCAAGCUGUUGGAGCAGGCGCUGGUGAUAGAGGAGCAGUUGCGGCGGGCAGCUUAUCUAAACAUGACCCAGGAUCCCAGCCACCCGGCCAUGGCGCUCAAUGCACGCUUUGCAGAGGUGGAGUGCCUGGCGGAGUCACACCAGCACCUCAGCAAGGAGUCCCUGGCGGGAAACAAGCCAGCCAACGCUGUCCUGCACAAAGUGUUGAACCAGUUGGAGGAGCUGCUGAGCGACAUGAAGGCCGACGUGACUCGGCUACCGGCCACGCUGUCCAGAGUCCCACCCAUCGCCGCCCGCCUGCAGAUGUCAGAGAGGAGCAUCCUCAGCCGACUGGCCAGCAAGGGCACAGAGACGCACACACCCCCGCCCAUACCUCCAGGACCCUACGCAACCCCUCAGAACUACGGAGCCCCCUUCACACCCGCGCCCCCGAGCGCCCUACACAUGGGAGGGGCCAAUUACAGUCAGAUGCCACCCGGAUCAUUCAUAUCAGAAGCCGCCGCCGCUGCUGGGGCCACCGGGGGAGCUGCUGGUGGAGCCACCGGAGGGCCAACCGCUGCCAGCGUUUGCCAGAAGACCAAGGAGCACGAUGUGGUGCAGCGGCAGCGUGUGGUGGACCUUUGGAAGGACGGAAAGUCAGAGGGGGCCAUCGGGCAGGAGCUGAGGAUGCCUAAAUCCACGGUGCACAGCAUCAUCGUCAAGUACCGCCUCAGCAACACAGUGGAGAACCUGCCGCGCAACGGGCGACCAAAGAAACCCUGAGGGGCAAAAGCGGGGAGGUGAACACUAAAACAAUAAAAACAGGGCAACGUUUGGAUGGAAAAACAAUCGUGGAAUGUAACAAAAAUGAGACGAGAAGCCGAAUGCAUGAGAGCGUUUCCAAAAAGGAUCCAAGGAUAGAGCACUUUGACACAGCUGGAAUGUGAGGGAUAUAAAGGGAGAAGAAAAGAUCGCUGGAUGGAUUGAAUAAGGAUGGGAGGCAGAAAGGAAAAAAACACAAAACAAGCGGACAUGAAAUGUGAAAAGAAAAGUAGCGGCGGCACUUUGAUCCACUAAAGAAAACAAGCAAUCAACUGCAUAAGGAGUGAGUCCAAAAUAACAAGGGAGAGGUGAAAAUCUGGCCUUGAGAUCAAGUACUAAUGAUGCCCGGGGGGUGGUGGGGGUGGUGGGGGCAGAGACAAAAAGAGAGAGUACUUAUCUGGAACAAACGAACCUUACUUUGAAGGCCUUGGCCAAAAAGAAUGGGGGUGGGAUUGGGAAAGCUGCUUAAUGCAAUCACAGGAUUUCAAAAACUCUAAAUUAGACGCCGAAUAAAAAGAAAAAACAAUGCAACAAAAGAGGAUCUUUUUUUUUGUUUAAUUCCUCCUUAUACAGACUUCUUUAGCUCUUCUAUUUCUCCCUCUGAGACAAGAAAAAGAUUUCCCUCCGGAUCAAUUUUUCAUCCGCCGGCUGGCUGAACAAGGCUGUCCCCUCGAUCUGACCCCGUACUCCCUCAUUCCUCCGCAGUCUUCAACUCCUCCGUCUCUCUUUCUCAGUCGAACACGCUCAGAUAUGCAUAUAUAUUACACGCUCUGGAACUCGCACACAACCUGUAAAACCUGCAAACAAGUGAAUUUAUCUGCUGAGUAUAGGCAGAUGAAACCCAAACUCAAAAUAGAGCGAGCGAGAUAAAGUGGACCGAGAUUAUCUUGCAAAGAAAAAACAACAAAAUCGAGGGGCGAAAGUUUAAAAAAAGAAGAAGAAAAAAGUUUUCUAAGUAUAAAACACGACUUCCCAUGGACUCUCUUGCCCUCUCUCGCAUUCCUGAGUCCAAACAAGACGCAUAGAUGUAAAAACUGAGACGAUGCCUUUGUCCAGCGGUUGGCAGCUCUAACCCAAACUGAUGGACAGCAAAGACAUGUACUGUAUUAGAAAGCAUACUUACUGUUGCACCCGUUUUCUUUGGGGGGGAGUGGGGGGGUCACUAGAAGGGGAAUAUCACUCUAAUGAAGUACUUACAUUUCCUGUUUUUAAGCCUAAUCACUGAAAAAUACAAAAGAUCAUAAUUUAUGAGCGGCUCUUCCCAAAAGAUGAAGACUGUAAUCUGUCAUCGAAGAAAAAAGGGAGACUCUCUUUGAAGGCGUUUUUUUUCUUUUUUUGUUCUAUGAGUUUCCUCGCUGUGACAGCGUGAUGGAUUCCACGCUGGAAAAUGUCCCCUGAACCCCGAGAAAAUAAAACAUUCUGGACCGUGUCAUCGUUUUUCCAGCUUGGUGUGCGCGCUGUGUGGCGUCCUAGAGAUGAACCAUUCUGCCUCGUAUCUAAAGGGAAAAAGCAAUGAAUUUGGAUUGCUUUCAGCUAAAACUGAGUGGUAUUUCCCUUUGAGUUUAAAGGACUUAAUGACCGGAGAAGUGUGGUAGCAGUGCGGCCUGCAAUGAGAAUGUCGUGCAUGUCUGUAGGUUAAGAAAUGAGUGUGAAUGUGUGUGAUUUGUGCCAACUGUUUGACAUGCCUGUUUGAUGUCAGUACGACUUUGGAUAGCUUACUAGAAAUAUUAAAGUAUUUUGUUCAAAUAUGUUUUUCUGCUCUUAGAAAAUAAGCUAAACAUCUUAGAUCAGUCAGUAUAUACCUUAAAGUCUGUUAUCCUGAUUGCAAUUCAGUCUAAAAUAAGCAAAACUAUGACUUGAAGCUCUCGUUGGUAUUUUCUAUCUAAAGAAAAGAUGGAAUUAAUAUGUUGUACGUGUGAAGUGCACACAUAUCGUCCGGCUCAGCAGUCGGGAGUAUUUUAGCACCUUUCGGUUUAGCUCUGUUUUGGUUCAGUGACUGCUCUCAAGACUGUUUCCAGCUGCAGGCAGCUGUUUUCAGAGGAAAUAAAUACAAUAUAUGCAUCCUGCCCAUCCCCGGGAGCAGCGAGUGAUCGUGGUGGAACAGAGCUAAAAUGACAGAAUAGUGCACUUACAGUGUCUUCACCACUGAGGGACAUUUUCCAUAAUUUCACAACUUUGUAGCUCAAGACUUCAUGUUUACAGGAGUGGAUGCAAUUUAAAGCUAAUAAAACAGCUAAGCUAUCGUUAGUCAUGAGCUGAUUUUUAUGAGACUGCAUUUUAGGAAACAUGUUCCUCCGGGUGCCUGACCGAUAUAUAGGAUCAACACCGAUACUAAUGUCUGUGAUGUAAAAAUCCGAUAUAUCGGCUGAUUUUUUUUUUUUUCCAGACACAUGAGACAUGAACAGGUUUCACUCGCAUUAGUUAUUCAUUUACGCUCUGCCCGAAGUCUGCUCAGAUCCGCUGGUUGUUGUUUGUAGCGUUCUGAAAACCUAUCUGGUCGUUAAGUCUGACGUCACUAGCCGUGUCUGGGCCUA